AUGACUAUUUCAUUGGGAAAUCAUUUCAAAGUAAUUUUAUGCCUUAUAUGUACUUUAACAAAUUCAUCUACUGGAAAUCUACAGUGUAGCGACAAUAAUACUCAAUGUUUACUUUAUGUAUACCAAGAAAAGUCUUUUUGGGAUGCAAAUAAAAUUUGUAAACAACUGGCGGGUAAUUUAUGGGUACCAGAGACGGAUGUAGUAAUUCAUUAUGAUUAUUGGAUUGGAAUACAUAAAUUACUGACAAGCGAUGAUAUCGAUGAACCAGUAUGGAUGACUAUGACACAUCAUAUUUUAAAUGAAGAAAAUUGGGUCACAGAUUCACUUAUUUUUCAAGACAAUAUGAACUGUGCUGUUGCUAAAGCAAUGAAAUCAGGAAAAUGGUAUCCAACAGCAUGUCAGCGACGUUUCUUUUUUGUCUGUCACUUCAAAUUUUAA
Messenger RNA from Trichobilharzia szidati, 438 nucleotides. Lineage: Eukaryota; Metazoa; Platyhelminthes; Trematoda; Strigeidida; Schistosomatidae. The record is from the annotation of a GenBank genome assembly.